Molecule: messenger RNA, 598 nt
Organism: Paramuricea clavata
Lineage: Eukaryota; Metazoa; Cnidaria; Anthozoa; Malacalcyonacea; Plexauridae
Source: the annotation of a GenBank genome assembly
AUGGAGUAUGAGUUCUUAAUCGCUGGGUUGCAAAGUAAAGUGCAAAGUUUGGAGAUUGAGCUAGAAGCAGCUUGUGAUCGUUUAGUUCAAGUUCAUGCUGGAAUGCUGGCUUCAUCGCAGCAGGAUGUAAGGGACGAGUUAUAUAAAGUGUUGGUGUUGAUUUAUCUGCGAUCCAACCUGCGAGGAGUAGCCUAUGGUCGGUGACUGGUGAAAAGAGACCGAUGUUGAGUGGAAUCACAUUGUCGUUGGGUAUUGCUGGACACACAUCUCGGCAGAACUUUCGGGUGGUUGAUGUUAGAGAAGAUUUAUAUUGGGACUGGACUUCUUGCAACAACACAACUGUCACAUUGACAUAAAGGAUAUGACAAUCGAAGUUAGAAAUGUGACUCUGCCAUUAUUGUAUCUUAGCAACAAGAGUUUGAGUUUUGCUUGUUAUCGAGUGGUUGCAAUGGAAGACAUUCGUGUAAUGCCACACACAGAAGCAAUAAUCCCAGCGAAGAUUUUAGAUUACUCUGGUGGAUCAACUUUGGGGAUUAUUAAGCCUAACCACAUCGAAGCGAUACCUGGUCUAAUGGUUGGUCCUGACAAAGUUAUGUAG